AGUUUUAUCACUUAAUUCUGCCGUCCAAACUGCAAAACCCCUCAGGCUAUAAACCCACGGUCCGUCCAACAAAAAUGCUCGCGCACCGCCUCCGCCUCCGGUCCACCGCCAUGAUCGUCUCCGCUGCGACUAACGCAUCGCCACCUCGUGUUGCCCUUGGAUACCCUAGAUUGCCAAUUUCUCGUAGUUUGGUACUUUCGCCUGGAUCGUUUUUGUCGAGCAGUGCCUCUCUGCCCGCUCGGUUUCCCAAUGCUUCCUUUCGUUGUUUUGCCGCGGCGGCGGCCUCCGUUGAUAAAGUUCAAGUUCAGAAUCCCGUAGUUGAAAUGGAUGGUGAUGAAAUGACGCGAGUGAUUUGGACGAUGAUAAAAGAUAAGUUGAUAUUUCCUUAUCUGGAGUUGGAUAUAAAGUAUUUCGACUUGGGGAUUUUGAAUCGUGAUGCCACCAAUGACAAAGUUACUAUUGAGAGUGCGGAAGCAGCACUUGAGUAUAAUGUUGCUAUAAAGUGUGCUACAAUUACUCCAGAUAAGGGCAGAGUUAAGGAAUUUGGACUAAAGGAAAUGUGGAGAAGCCCCAAUGGAACAAUCAGGAAUAUUUUAAAUGGAACUGUUUUCCGGGAGCCUAUUUUGUGCGAAAAUAUACCCAGAAUUGUCCAUGGGUGGACUAAACCUAUUUGUAUUGGUAGACAUGCAUUUGGUGAUCAAUAUCGUGCUACUGACACUGUUGUAGAAGGACCAGGGAAGCUUAAAAUGGUUUUUGAGCCAGAAAAUGGAGGUGAACCCCGGGAACUGGAAGUGUACGAUUUUAAAGGUCCAGGAGUGGCGCUUGCUAUGUACAAUGUUGACCAGUCUAUUCGAGCAUUUGCUGAAUCAUCAAUGGCAAUGGCAUUUGGUAAAAGGUGGCCUCUCUACUUGAGUACAAAGAAUACUAUUCUUAAGAAAUAUGAUGGCAGGUUCAAGGAUAUAUUUCAGGAGGUAUAUGAAGAGAAAUGGAAGGAGAAAUUUGAAGAAAAUUCAAUAUGGUAUGAGCAUCGAUUGAUCGAUGACAUGGUGGCAUAUGCACUGAAAAGUGGCGGUGGAUAUGUAUGGGCUUGUAAAAACUACGACGGAGAUGUCCAGAGUGAUUUACUUGCUCAAGGAUUUGGUUCUCUUGGACUCAUGACUUCUGUAUUGCUUUCUGGUGACGGCAAAACAUUAGAAGCAGAGGCCGCACAUGGGACUGUAACCCGUCACUUUAGACUGCAUCAAAAGGGCGAAGAAACUAGCACAAACAGCAUUGCUUCUAUAUUUGCUUGGACAAGAGGAUUAGAACACAGGGCGAAGCUCGACGGAAAUGAAAAGUUGCUAUGCUUUGCUCACAAGCUAGAAGCAGCGUGCAUUGAGACCGUGGAAUCGGGCAAGAUGACAAAAGACCUUGCUAUCCUCAUUCACGGGCCAAAGGUGUCGCGGGAAUUUUACUUGAGCACCGAAGAAUUCAUCGAUGCCGUCGCCCAGAAUCUCAACUCAAAGCUUCUUGUUUAAAGGUUUUACUCAGACAACCUUUUGCCAUUUGGAAACCUGGUAUUGGUUUUGCUUUAGCCCUUCCAUUGACUACUUUUAGUAACCAUUUGAUGCUAUAUUCUUCAACAGAUUGCUCUUGUUUUUGCGGAUAACUUAUAUUUGUAUAUUGAUGGUGAAGUUGCAGUAUAAAUAUGAAAUACUAUCAUUUUUCUUA
Andrographis paniculata is the source of this 1710-nucleotide messenger RNA. RefSeq names its product isocitrate dehydrogenase [NADP]-like. The record is from RefSeq and is a predicted model, not a curated record. Lineage: Eukaryota; Viridiplantae; Streptophyta; Magnoliopsida; Lamiales; Acanthaceae. Gene Ontology annotation, cellular component: mitochondrion. The transcript has 15 exons. Gene Ontology annotation, biological process: isocitrate metabolic process. Gene Ontology annotation, molecular function: NAD binding; magnesium ion binding; isocitrate dehydrogenase (NADP+) activity. Bases 75 to 1517 code for a protein of 480 amino acids.